Ramularia collo-cygni is the source of this 1086-nucleotide messenger RNA. Its product is annotated as probable aquaglyceroporin. Gene Ontology annotation, molecular function: glycerol channel activity; water channel activity. The transcript is spliced from 8 exons. Gene Ontology annotation, biological process: glycerol transmembrane transport; water transport. Bases 1 to 1086 code for a protein of 361 amino acids. Gene Ontology annotation, cellular component: plasma membrane. The record is from RefSeq and is a predicted model, not a curated record. Lineage: Eukaryota; Fungi; Ascomycota; Dothideomycetes; Mycosphaerellales; Mycosphaerellaceae.
AUGGCCAUGGAGGUAGAGAAGUUUGAGAUCCAAGGUCCCAAGAUGGCCGAUUUCUCAAGACGGACGCCGGACAUGAUCAUAACCCACCGGGAGCACCGGGCAAGUGAAUCCGAACUGUCUACCCAACCACCGUCCUCAGCCCCUUAUGCCGAAACWGGAGCUCCCAUCAAUCGCAGCCAGACCGCCGAGGGGAGGAAAGCACAGAACCCCGGACUCGCGUGGCCACGGAUACGAAGGACUCUUAGAGAGGCUCUUUCAGAGUUCAUGGGUGUCUUUGUACUAAUCAUGUUCGGUGAUGGAGUUGUGGCCCAGGUUGUCCUCAGUAAAGGUGAGAAGGGUGACUACCAGAGCAUUAGCUGGGGCUGGGGUAUUGGUGUGAUGUUGGGCGUAUAUGCCAGCGGCAUUUCGGGGGCCCACAUAAACCCGGCAGUCACCUGGGCGAAUUGUGUGUUCCGAGGCUUCCCAUGGCGAAAGUUUCCGAUCUAUCUCGUUGCUCAAACCCUUGGAGCCAUGGUUGCGUCAGGGGUAGUUUAUGCCAACUACUAUAGCGCGAUCGAUGCUUUCGAAGGUGGCUCGAUGAGGACAGUGAGCGGUCCGACGGCGACAGCGGGCAUAUUCUGCACAUACCCAGCAGAAUUCAUGACCAGGACGGGCAUGUUCUUCUCCGAGUUCAUCGCCUCUGCGCUUUUGAUGUUUCUCAUCUACGCGAUCAAAGAUGAUCACAACAUCGGUGCCAAGAAUCUCACGCCUCUAGCAUUGUUCUUCAUCAUCUUCGGCAUCGGCGCUUGCUUCGGAUGGGAAACUGGAUACGCCAUUAACUUGGCUCGAGAUUUCGGACCGCGACUGAUGAGCUACUUCCUCGGGUAUGGAAAUGAAGUCUGGAGUGCGGGCGGAUAUUACUUCUGGAUUCCGAUGGUGUCUCCCUUCCUUGGAUGCACAUUCGGCGGCUUCCUGUACGAUGUACUGCUCUUCACCGGAGAGAGCCCAAUCAACACGCCAUACUGGGGACUUUACCGUAUCGUGCCGAGUUUGAGAAAGCGAUACGCGGGUAUUAAAUGGGAGUCACCGGAUGAUAGCCCAGUAUGA